Diceros bicornis minor is the source of this 2825-nucleotide messenger RNA. It is a transcript of the gene BMI1, whose product is annotated as BMI1 proto-oncogene, polycomb ring finger. The record is from RefSeq and is a predicted model, not a curated record. The transcript is spliced from 10 exons. The coding region runs from base 346 to 1326 and encodes 326 amino acids. Gene Ontology annotation, biological process: negative regulation of transcription by RNA polymerase II. Gene Ontology annotation, cellular component: PRC1 complex. Gene Ontology annotation, molecular function: promoter-specific chromatin binding. Lineage: Eukaryota; Metazoa; Chordata; Mammalia; Perissodactyla; Rhinocerotidae.
GAGCGAGACGGAGCCCCGGGCGCCGCCGGAUCCGCCCCUCGCAUCCCGGCCCCCCGGCGUCCGCGCGCUCAGGCCCCAGCCCGAGGCCGACUCGAGGUGCUUCUGCUGCGGCCCCGGCACCCAGCUCCGGAAAUGCCAGGGAUGCAGAUAGAGCAGAAUUUGUUUUCCCUUUGUAUCAAGUAGAAACGUGCCAACUUCUGGUUGUUGGAACCGCCUAAAACAACAAGAGCCCCUGGGAAGCCAGGGCACGCUCCCGGGUUUUCAUUGAAGAUCCAUAAGGAAGUUUUACAAUAAAUUGGGAGACCUGGAACAAGCCCUGGCGGUUGGAUCUUUUAUCAAGCAGAAAUGCAUCGAACAACCAGAAUCAAGAUCACUGAGCUAAAUCCCCACCUAAUGUGUGUGCUUUGUGGAGGGUACUUCAUUGAUGCCACGACCAUAAUAGAAUGUCUACAUUCCUUCUGUAAAACAUGUAUUGUGCGUUACCUGGAGACCAGCAAGUAUUGUCCUAUCUGUGAUGUCCAAGUUCACAAAACCAGACCACUACUGAAUAUAAGGUCAGAUAAAACUCUUCAAGAUAUUGUAUACAAAUUAGUUCCAGGGCUUUUCAAAAAUGAAAUGAAGAGAAGAAGGGAUUUUUAUGCAGCUCAUCCUUCAGCUGAUGCUGCCAAUGGCUCUAAUGAAGAUAGAGGAGAAGUUGCAGAUGAAGAUAAGAGAAUUAUAACUGAUGAUGAGAUAAUAAGCUUAUCCAUUGAAUUCUUUGACCAGAACAGAUUGGAUCGGAAAGUAAACAAAGACAAGGAGAAAUCUAAAGAGGAGGUGAAUGAUAAAAGAUAUUUACGAUGCCCAGCAGCAAUGACUGUGAUGCAUCUGAGAAAGUUUCUCAGAAGUAAAAUGGACAUACCUAAUACUUUCCAGAUUGAUGUCAUGUAUGAAGAGGAACCUUUAAAGGAUUACUAUACACUAAUGGAUAUUGCCUACAUUUAUACCUGGAGAAGGAAUGGUCCACUUCCUUUGAAAUACAGAGUUCGACCUACUUGUAAAAGAAUGAAGAUCAGUCACCAGAGAGAUGGACUGACAAAUGCUGGAGAACUGGAAAGUGACUCUGGGAGUGACAAGGCCAACAGCCCAGCAGGAGGUAUCCCCUCCACCUCUUCUUGUUUGCCUAGCCCCGGUACUCCAGUCCAGUCUCCUCAUCCUCAGUUUCCUCACAUUUCCAGUACUAUGAAUGGAACCAGCAACAGCCCCAGCGGUAACCACCAAUCUUCCUUUGCCAAUAGACCUCGAAAAUCAUCAGUAAAUGGGUCGUCAGCAACUUCAUCUGGUUGAUACCUGAGACUGUUAAGGAAAAAAAGUUUUAAACCCCUGAUUUAUAUAGAUAUCUUCAUGCCAUUACAGCUUUAUAGAUGCUAAUACAUGUGACUAUCGUCCGAUUUGCUUUCUUUUGUAGUGACAUUAAAUUUGGCUAUAAAAGAUGGACUAGAUGUGAUACUCAUAUGGACGUUAAUUGAAAAGAAAGAUCGUUCCUAUAAAGAAUUGGUUUCUGAGAAGGCAGAGAUUUUUUCUGUGUAUUAGGAAAGAUGUGAAAUGGUUUCUGUAACCAUUGUUUGGAUAUAAAAAUAUUCUGCAGUGGAUAUAAACAUUGGGCCAUAGUUUGUUAAUCUCAACUAACGCCUACAUUACAUUCUCCUUGAUUGUUCUUGUUAUUAUGCUGUUUUGUGAACCUGUAGAAAACAAGUGCUUUUUAUCUUGAAAUUCAACAAACGGAGAAUAUGCAUAGAAUAAUGCAUUCUAUGUAGCCAUGUCACUGUGAAUAACGACUUCUUGCAUAUUUAGCCAUUUUGAUUCCUGUUUGAUUUUUACUUAUCUGUUGCUACGCAAAACCGAUCAAAGGAAAGUGAACUUCAGUUUUACAAUCUGUAUGCCUAAAAGCGGGUACUACCGUUUAUUUUACUGACUUGUUUAAAUGAUUCGCUUUUGUAAGAAUCAAAUGGCAUUAUGCUCGUUGUACAAUGCCAUAUUGGUAUAUGACAUAACAGGAAACAGUAUUGUAUGAUAUAUUUAUAAAUACGAUAAAGAAAAUAUUGUGUUUCAUGCAUUCAGAAAUGGUUGUUAAAAUUCUCCUGACUGGUUCGACCUUUGCAGCUACCCUAUGUUUGAGCCUUAUCAGCACAGAAUAUUUGUAAUGUGGCUAAUUCUAAAUUCUGUUCCAUUGAAAGCAACUGGCAAAUCAUAAUACUGACUUGCUCUAGUAAUACGUUUACUUUUAAACUUAAUUGUUGCAGUAAAGAAAAACUUUUAAGGAAUUUGGAAAUAGUGUCUUCAUUUCCCAUUGCUUAUGAUGGAAUCAAUGUAUUUUUAAAAUGUAUAUUGAUCACUAUAAUUCUAAAACAAAUUUUUAAAUAAACCAGCAAAUUGCUAGAAAAAGGCAUUUUAUCUAAAAUUAUUUUAAUAUGUGGUAUAGCAGUAAUUUCAAAUUUAAGAGUUGCUUUUACAGUUAUAAACAAUGGCAUAUGCCCUCUUUCUAAUGUCUGGAAAUAGAAGCAAUUUAUUAUGGGCUUCUACAGGUAUUCAUUUUUAAACAGAGUAUGUUGAAUUUAAAAUAUGAAUAACCCCAACAAUAUUCAGUUUGUGUUUUGCUUUGGUCGAACUUGGUGUAUGUUCAUCACCCAUCAGUUAUUUGUAAGGGUGUUUAUUCUAUAUGAAUAUUGUUUCAUGUUUGUAUGGGAAAAUUGUAGCUAAACAUUUCAUUGUCCCCAGUCUGCAGAAGAAGCACAAUUCUAUUGCUUUGUCUCGCUUAAUAGUCAUUAAAUCAUUACUUUUACAUA